Messenger RNA from Chlamydomonas reinhardtii, 688 nucleotides. RefSeq lists its product as uncharacterized. Bases 35 to 502 code for a protein of 155 amino acids. The transcript has 4 exons. Lineage: Eukaryota; Viridiplantae; Chlorophyta; Chlorophyceae; Chlamydomonadales; Chlamydomonadaceae. The record is from RefSeq and is a predicted model, not a curated record.
GUGCUGUCGCCCGCCCUGCAACUUUCUCAUCACUAUGGGAUACCACAGCACCCUGACCACCAUCGUGAAGUACGUCCUGGUCCAGCGCAUUGCCACCCCCGGCGACAACUACGCUUGCCUGACCUGCAAGUGGUACUGGCGCUACGACAUCACUCCGCCCCAGACCCAGGGCACCGGGACCAACUGCCGCUGCAGCACCGAUACCGCCUGGGCCUUCCCUCUCAAGUCCACGCUCAACGGCUUCACAGCCGCUCAGAAGACCAUGCUGGACAACAUCCCUCUGGGCAGCCCCUACCCAGCCAGCACCGUUUACUGGUCCACUCGCCAGGACGUGGGCAACGCCUGGGGCGGCUUCUUCCGCUUUGCGCCCACCUCCGGCAAGGUCAGCACCACCGCCUCGUAUACGUUUGACAUGUGCGCCGGCUGCGCCUUCAACCAGAUUGGCGACAAGGGCUUCAUCAUGGGUCGCCUCAACAUGAGCUUCACUAACACCAACGGGUGAGCGCCUGACGAUCGAGCGAGUGAAUGAAGGGAUGGUGCAUGGACUCACUUGGGAUGCUUGGAAGUGCUUAAACUGCUGGGAAGAGACGGAUGGGUGGGGGCGGCUGCCUGCUAGCUUCGGAUGUGCACAGCGGUGUGCGUGUGCGGAUGGGGGUGGGGCCCGCAGGGGCCCCCGCGCUAUUCAGCG